Cryptococcus wingfieldii CBS 7118 is the source of this 2034-nucleotide messenger RNA. RefSeq lists its product as hypothetical. Gene Ontology annotation, molecular function: ferric-chelate reductase activity. Gene Ontology annotation, cellular component: plasma membrane. The coding region runs from base 1 to 2034 and encodes 677 amino acids. Gene Ontology annotation, biological process: intracellular iron ion homeostasis; copper ion import; iron ion transport. The record is from RefSeq and is a predicted model, not a curated record. The transcript has 9 exons. Lineage: Eukaryota; Fungi; Basidiomycota; Tremellomycetes; Tremellales; Cryptococcaceae.
AUGUCUGCGACUGCCACUGUAGCCAGUGUGGCCAGUGCUAUCGCCAGCACUGCCGCUUCCGCCUACUUCGAUGACUUUGCCGCCAAUUCUACCACCUCCGGCCAUGGCUCCUUUGCCAAAAGCGCCACAAGCUCGAAAAGUAUUAAGAGAAGAGCCAGGCCCUUCUCCAGAAACUACCAAGUCUGGAUGUGGUGUACGGUGUGCGCCGUGAUUGGCCUCCUCGCUAUCUACUACGCCUUUCAGUUGCUUCAGAGGUGGCGCCGUCAGCGGAAAGCCCCUCUCAGUCAGGAGGAGGCUGCUAGGAAAAGACUCAAGCCUUGGGCGGCCACCGUGGCAGGGGCCAGGAACUGGAUGGUUGCUACUGGUUUUCCUUCCUGGCUGUACGCACCGGAGACAGUCGCCGACGCCCUGUGGACUUGUGCGUAUCUGGUCGUAGCUCUUGCCCUCACCUUCUAUCAAGCCGACACUUGGCCCACUGCCAGGAGUAAGCAGACUGUUGCCAAUGUGUUUGGCAUCAUGGCUUUCGGUCAAAUGCCCCUUAUCAUGUUUCUCGUCAUGAAAAACAAUCCCAUCUCUUUGUUGACCGGUAUUCCAUACCAAAACCUCAAUUAUCUGCAUAGGGCUGGCACUCGCUGCAUCUUCCUCUGGUCUUGGACACACGUCGGAAUCUCCACUAUCAGGAUAAACCUUGGUAGAGACAGCUGGUCUACCACCUACAUCAUCUGGGGCUGGGUCGCCAUUUCCUCCUUCACGCUGUUGUGGCUGUCAUCUUUCGCCAUCAUCCGACGUCGCAUGCACCAAUUCUUCUUUACCUGUCAUAUCAUCUUUGCUCUCCUCUAUAUGGUCAGCGCCUACCUACACUGGGGCCGUAUGGGCAAAUGGAUCUAUAUGUGCUUCAUCAUCUGGGGCUUCGACCGAGCUGCUCGAUGGGUCCGCACCAUCUGGACCAACAGACUGUGGACUGCCGGCCGCGGCGAGUGUACUAUCGAGGUUCUCGAAGGGGAUUGCAUGCGCCUUACUUUCAAGCGGUAUGGUUUCACAUGGAAGGCCGGACAACACAUGUUUGUAUCUGCCCCACGCGUCUCUAUGGGUCCCGUUGAGACUCAUCCCUUCACCAUCGCGAAUGCUCCCAACGACGAACAUGAGGUCGUGGUUCUUCCCCGAGUUUACGGAGGAUUCACCAGUGAUCUUCUCAAGGCCGUCUCCUCUAGCUCUGACAAAACUAUCCGAUGCUACAUCGAUGGUCCCUACGGCUCUCCCCACAGUUUCGCUUCCUACGACCAUGUCUUGAUGGUUUCUGGCGGAACUGGUAUCGCUCCUUUCACCGCCCAGAUGCUCGAGCUCGUCAACGGCAAGAAGCACGCCCGUACCCGGCUCGUCCGCCUCGUUUGGAUUGUUCGAGACGCCUCCGCUAUUUCUUGGGUCUCUCCCAUCCUAAACCAGGCCGCCGAGCUCCUCAAAGCAAACUCCGGGAAUAUCCAGCUUGUAUUCGACGUCUAUGUUACCCGAGGAUCCAUCCCCGUCUUCCGCAAUACCAGCACCGACGGCUUUUCUUUCGCUUCUGGCAGCUCCCAACCAGAGAAGAGGGGACACGAGAGAGAGGCCUUGGGGACAGCCUGUACCGACAACACCUUGGUCGACGGCCACUAUACUGAGAAGAGCGGUCAAACCACGCCUACCAAGAGUGGGAUGUCGACACCUACCGAGGGCGACCACGACGCUAUCGUCCACCUUCCUGCCGCUCCCAAGGAGCUCUCUUCGACCCUUGCCGACGAACCAUCCCAUCACAGUAUCCGAAAACUCUUGUCCCCCGAAGCAAUGAGCUUCGUUCAUUUCCACAAGGGCCGACCCGACUUGAAGACUAUCAUCGAGAAAGAUGUCGGCACAUGUCCUGAGGCUAUGGCGUACGGAGUCUGUGGACCUUUCGGUCUUAUGGAAACAUGUCGAACGGCUCUCAAACAGGCUUCCAACUUUAGUACGGCGCUCAAAGGUCAGACACCCAUUGAUUUCUUCGAAGAGACCUUGGGCCAAUAG